Purpureocillium takamizusanense is the source of this 381-nucleotide messenger RNA. RefSeq lists its product as uncharacterized. Bases 1 to 381 code for a protein of 126 amino acids. The record is from RefSeq and is a predicted model, not a curated record. The transcript has a single exon. Lineage: Eukaryota; Fungi; Ascomycota; Sordariomycetes; Hypocreales; Ophiocordycipitaceae.
AUGCUCUCCUUUUUUGGCAAAAUGCCAAGCAACAAAGAAAUCAAAAUAAUAAUAAAAAAUAUCGUCCGGGAUGUCGUCGCUUGCAAAGAUGGCGGUCAGCGCCUCCUCCACCAGACGAUAGCGACGACGAGCGACGCAUUGUCGUUGCGGGCGGGGGCAUCCAUCAGCAUCAUCAUCACCUCACCACCGACGGGCCUCGCCCAUCCAUGCCACAACCAGGCUUCCCGCCCCGCCCCAUUCAUUCAUCAUGCUACUAUUUAUGAUGCUCAUGACAAGGUCGGUCGGCGCUCCGUCAUUCAUCAUCAUCAUCAUCGUCGUCGCCAUCGUCAGCCGGGGGGCGGGCGGGCGGCGCCGUUCGCGCACAGGCCUCCCUCCGACUGA